Molecule: messenger RNA, 1446 nt
Organism: Pungitius pungitius (ninespine stickleback)
Lineage: Eukaryota; Metazoa; Chordata; Actinopteri; Perciformes; Gasterosteidae
Gene: slc30a7
Product: solute carrier family 30 member 7
Exons: 11
Coding region: 101-1294 (397 amino acids)
Biological process (GO): zinc ion import into Golgi lumen; intracellular zinc ion homeostasis
Cellular component (GO): membrane; cytoplasmic vesicle; Golgi apparatus
Molecular function (GO): zinc ion transmembrane transporter activity
Source: RefSeq, a predicted model, not a curated record
ACCCGAGCAGAGCGGAAAUCGUCCGUUAGCAUCCCGUAGCUAGGUCUACAGUGAGUGUGUGUGUCUGUGUGAGUGUGUAUGUGUGUGUCCCGGUGACAAAAUGUUACCUUUAUCCGUCAAAGACGACGAGUACAAACCCGCCAAGUUCAACCUGCUGCUGAAGCUCUCGGGAUGGUUCAGGUCGAUCCUCUCGGACAAAACGUCCCGGAAUCUGUUCUUCUUCCUCUGCCUCAACCUGUCCUUCGCCUUCGUGGAGCUUUCCUACGGCAUCUGGAGCAACAGUUUAGGUUUGAUCUCGGACUCCUUCCACAUGUUCUUUGACUGCACCGCUCUGCUGGCAGGUCUGGCAGCCUCCGUCAUCUCCAGGUGGAGAUCCAACGACAGCUUCUCCUACGGUUACGUCAGAGCGGAAGUUCUGGCUGGCUUUGUGAACGGACUCUUCCUCAUCUUUACAGCCUUCUUCAUUUUCUCUGAAGGAGUCGAGAGAGCUCUGGAACCCCCCGACGUUCACCACGACCGGCUGCUUCCUGUCUCGGUCGCCGGUUUACUCGUCAACCUGGUCGGGAUCUUUGUUUUCCAGCACGGCGGCCACGGACAUUCACACGGAGAAGAGGGUCACGGUCACAGCCACUCUCUGUUCAACGGCAGUGUGAAUCACGGACACAGUCACGGAGGACACGGGCCCGAGAGCAAACACGGGGGACACGGACACAGUCAUGACGGACACGAGGGACACGGACACAGUCAUGACGGACACGAGGGACACGGACACAGUCAUGACGGACACGAGGGACACGGUCACGAUGAGCCACAUUCUCACGACGAGCUGCGCACGCCGGGAAAAGGAGCCAGUAAACAGAUCCUGCAGGGCGUCCUGCUACACAUCAUCGCUGACACUCUGGGAAGCGUCGGCGUGAUCAUCUCUGCUCUACUGAUGCAGAAAUACGACCUGAUGAUCGCCGACCCCAUCUGCUCGAUGCUGAUCUCCCUCCUCAUCGGAGUCAGCGUGGUGCCGUUACUCAGAGAGUCCAUCGGGAUCCUGAUGCAGCGAACGCCUCCUUCACUGGACCAAGCCCUGCCCGAGUGUUACCAAAGGGUGCAGCAGCUGCAGGGCGUGUACAACCUGCAGGAUCCUCACUUUUGGACAUUGUGCACAGACGUUUACAUCGGAACAAUAAAGCUGCUGGUUGCCCCCGACGCCGACCGCCGCUGGAUCCUCAGCCAGACCCACAAUGUCUUCACACAGGCUGGAGUUCGACAGCUCUACGUUCAGAUCGACACGGCAGCCAUGUAGAAGCUCCUCCUCCUCCUCAAUACAGCUGGGACCAAUCAGGUUCAGUCUGCUGCAGGUAACCUCUGACCCUCAGAGUCACUGCUGGACACACGGAGACCAGCAGGUGGGCACGAUGAGAACUGGACACCCUUUCCCUCCCCCUUUUUUGAAAA